This is a messenger RNA of Aricia agestis (brown argus), 7761 nucleotides long. It is a transcript of the gene FASN3, whose product is annotated as fatty acid synthase-like. The transcript has 40 exons. Bases 68 to 7330 code for a protein of 2420 amino acids. The record is from RefSeq and is a predicted model, not a curated record. NCBI's taxonomy places the organism in Eukaryota, Metazoa, Arthropoda, Insecta, Lepidoptera, Lycaenidae. Gene Ontology annotation, molecular function: oxidoreductase activity; fatty acid synthase activity; phosphopantetheine binding. Gene Ontology annotation, biological process: fatty acid biosynthetic process.
CGGCCAGUCGUGAAGUGGGCACCGCAGUGUCCACGAAGCAGGUUCGAUCCCCGACAACACGUACAACAUGGCACCGAUCCUGGGCGCAGAAGACCGUCUGACGUCGGGUCACCGGCUGUCGCACCCGCCGCCCGGCGAGGAGAUCCUCAUCUCCGGCAUCUCCGGCUACUUCCCCGACUCCGACUCCGUCAAACAUCUCGAGGAGAACCUCUUCAAUAAGGUGGACCUAAUAUCAGGUGACGGCAGGCGAUGGAAGCUCGCCCACCCCGAGAUCCCACAGCGGACGGGCAAGAUCAACAAUGUGAACAAGUUCGACGCGUCCUUCUUCGGGGUCCACUUCAAGCAGGCCCACACCAUGGACCCCAUGUGCAGGAUACUGCUGGAGAAGGCGUACGAGGCUGUUAUUGAUGCUGGGCUGAACCCCAAGGAGCUCCGCGGUACCAAAACCGGUGUAUUCGUGGGCGCCUGCUUCUCCGAGUCCGAGAAGACCUGGUUCUACGAGAAGAUGCAGGUCAACGGAUUUGGUGUCACAGGAUGUUCCCGUGCCAUGUUGGCCAACCGCAUAUCUUACUGGCUGGGCGUGACCGGUCCCUCCUACACCGUGGACUCCGCCUGCUCCAGCUCGCUGUACGCCAUGGAGCACGCCUUCCGCGCCAUCCGAGACGGCCACUGCGACGCCGCCAUCGUCGGUGGAUCCAACCUGUGUCUCCAUCCUUAUGUGUCGCUCCAGUUCUCUAGAUUGGGUGUGCUGUCAGCGGACGGAAGAUGCAAGAGUUUCGACAACAGCGCCAACGGUUACGCGCGUUCAGAGGCCAUCGUCGUCUGCUUGCUGCAGAAAGCCAAGGACUCCAGAAGAGUAUACGCACAGCUGUUGCACGCUAAGACGAACUGCGACGGCUACAAGGAGCAGGGCAUCACGUACCCCGCCGGCAACAUACAGAAGCUGCUGCUGUCGGAGUUCUACGAGGAGUGCGCCAUCCCGCCGUCCAGCUUGGAGUUCGUGGAGGCUCACGGCACUGGUACCAAAGUAGGAGAUCCAGAAGAAUUGAAGGCCAUCGACGAAAUCUUCUGCACUGGCCGCUCCAAGCCGCUCUUGAUCGGUUCCAUCAAAUCCAAUUUGGGACACAGCGAACCUGCUUCUGGACUUUGCUCUAUUGCCAAGAUGUGUAUCGCCUAUGUGACCGGCUACCUCCCACCGAACUUGCACUACAAGACCCCUAGAGAGGGUGUCGUGGCCCUCGCUGAGAACCGCCUGCAGGUGGUCACAGAGAAGACGCCGUGGAACAGAGGCAUGGCUGGUGUCAGCAGCUUCGGCUUCGGUGGUGCCAACGCCCACAUCCUGCUGAAGAACUUCGCUAAAGACAAGGUCAACAAUGGUCUUCCAUCAGACGACCUGCCACGUUUAGUCUGCGCAUCAGGACGUACCGAAUCGGCAGUAGCCAAGAUUCUGGAUGACUUAGCGUCGAGGCCUGUAGAUGUAGAACUUAUCAGACUGCUCCACUCCAUCCACAAUGAAGACAUCAACGGCCAUGUUGUCAGAGGAUACACUCUUUUAGGUUCAACUCCGUCCAAGAGCGUAGUACUUUCCCGUGAAAUUCGCUACUUCUCUGGCGUCCGCCGUCCACUGUGGUUCGUAUACUCCGGCAUGGGCUCCCAAUGGGCGGGUAUGGCGACCCACCUCCUCCGCAUCCCCGUCUUCGCCGCAGCCAUCGAAAAGUGCCACAAGAUCCUUGAACCCAAAGGCAUCAACCUGAUGAAGAUCGUCACUGAAAACGAUCCCAAAAUCUUCGACAACAUUCUCAACUCCUUUGUCGGUAUCGCUGCUAUUCAAAUCGGUAUCACUGAUGUCUUGAAGACUAUUGGCAUCGAACCGGACUUCAUCAUUGGCCACAGUGUCGGUGAAUUGGGUUGCGCGUACGCCGAUGGCUGCUUCACCGCAGAACAGAUGAUCCUCGCCGCCUACUACAGAGGUCUGGCUUCCAUCGAGUCCAAACUUAUCAAGGGCUCCAUGGCCGCAGUAGGCCUUGGUUACAACAAAAUCAAACCAAUGUGCCCACCGGAGAUCGAGGUAGCUUGCCACAACGGCCCUGAAUCCAGUACAAUCUCAGGCCCCGCUGACAAGAUGAAGGCCUUCGUAGCCCAGCUGGUUGCUCAGGGCAUCUUCGCCAAAGAGGUCAACUGCUCCGGCAUCGCUUACCAUUCGCGUUACAUCGCUGAGGCUGGCACAAGGCUCCUGAAAUACCUUCGUGAGAUCAUCCCGACACCGAAGCACCGCUCCGACCGCUGGCUGUCCACCUCCGUGCCGCAGGCGCAGUGGAAGGACCCCAAAGCUGAGACCUCGUCAGCUGAAUACCACACCAACAACUUGCUGAGCCAAGUACUCUUCGAGGAGACCACUCGCCUGAUCCCGGACAACGCGAUCACGGUCGAGAUCGCCCCCCACGGGCUGCUGCAGGCGAUCCUGCGCCGCUCCCUGCCCAAGGACGUGGUCAACAUACCGCUCACGGAGAAGAAACACCACGACAAUGCGGAGUACCUGUUCACCGCCAUCGGAAAACUGUACGAGCUGGGCUUGAACCCGCACCUAGCCAACAUCUAUCCCCAUGUGCCAUUCCCGGUAUCACAGGGCACGCCUAUGCUUGGACAUCUGGUGGAAUGGGAGCACAGCGAAGAUUGGUACGUCACAUCAUACAAGGCUCAAGAGAAGAUGAAGUCUGGAGAGAGAACUGUGAGAAUGUCGAUCGUAGAUGAAGACAGCGAGUAUUUGGCUGGUCACGUCGUUGAUGGCCGUAACCUGUACCCUGCUACUGGCUACUUGGUGCUGGUGUGGGAGACGCUGGGUAUGAUGAUGGGAGAGCUCUUCACCGAGGUGUCUGUGGUCUUCGAGAACGUCCGCUUCCAGCGUGCCACCAACAUACCCAAGGAAGGAAACCUGGAGUUCAUCAUCAUGAUCCAGAAGGGCAGUGGACUCUUUGAGAUCGUGGAAAGCGGUGCGUCCAUCGUGACAGGUCGUAUCUACGCCAAGAAGAACGUGGGUCGCGACUACCGCGUCAUCCCACCCCCGCCGGAGUCCAGCGGACCCAACGUAAAGCAUCUGCUGACCAAGGACUUCUACAAGGAGCUCAGGCUGAGAGGAUACCAAUACAGUGGUCUAUUCCGUGGCGUCAUCGGCUGCAACGUCGAGGGUACGCGUGGGCGCCUCGCCUGGGUCAACAACUGGGUGACCUUCAUGGACUGCAUGCUGCAGCUGCAGCUGGUCGGACAGGACACCCGCGGGCUGUUCGUCCCCACCAGGAUUGAGAGGCUCUGCAUUGACGCCACCAUGCACUACGAGGCCAUCUCCAAGAUGAACCCUGAGUCCAGCAAGCAGUCCUUUGAAAUCAGGGUCUAUCCUUAUGUGGAUGUUAUCAGAGCUGGUGGUGUAGAGAUCCGUGGUCUCCACGCUACUCCGAUCACCAGGAAGUUACCAUUGGGUAUCCCCGUUUUGGAGAAGAACGAGUUCGUUGCUAACUUUGAGAAGAAGAAGAUGUCGGUAGAUGACAUUCUCAGAGCGGAUAUUCAGUUGAUCCUCGAGAAUCUUCAAACAUACAAAGUGAAAGCGAUCGAGCUGGUCGAUGAUGAUUACAAGAACCACAACAUGAAGCCGGUGAUCGAAACCGUCCAGGACAUCCUAGGUGACCUGCCGCUGGUGCAGCCGGAGUUGUUGGUGGUAUCGGAGAACCCAUUAGAACUGCCCCAACAUAUUCCAGUGGAGAACAAAAAGUUCUUUGCGGAGUCAAACGUCGUAUUGUUCGUUGGUGCAAACUUGUUGCAACGCCCUGAGGCUUUGAAACAAGUCCUCGGAACCCUUCGUGACAAAGGUUUCAUCAUCAGCAGAGAAAAGGUAAAGCCUGAUCCUAAGGCGUACGCCGACAAGAUCGACAUCAUCUCUAUUCAAGACAGCGGUGAGGAGUACCUCGUUCUGCUGAGAAAGAGAAUCGGUUCCAAGCCAGCCAUAUUCGUCAAGGUUUCCUUGGCUGACCAGACCUACGCUUGGAUCGAAGUGGUUAAAGAAGCGCUCAAAUCCGGACAAAAAGUCGUCAUAUUUGACGAAGGAGAGGAAAUUAACGGUCUACUUGGUCUGGUCAACUGUUUGCGGAAGGAACCGGGUGGUGAGGUGGUCCAUGGGUUCCUCAUCGCCGACCCCUCGGCCCCACCGUUCAACCCAGAUUUGGAGUUCUACGAGGAGCAACUAGACAAGGAUCUGGCUAUCAACGUUUACAAAGACGGCCAAUGGGGAACAUACAGGCACUUGCUGUUGGGAGACUUGGAGAGGAUCGACGCCUACCACGGCUUCGUGAAUACCACCACCAUCGGAGAUCUGUCCGCACUGAAGUGGCUCGAGGGCCCUAUCAGACCUGAUACCGUGUUCGACAAAAAGGGCCAGACCUUGAUUUCUAUCUACUGCUCUGCGCUGAACUUCCGUGACGUGAUGACGGCGAUCGGUCGUGUGACAGUUGACGCGGUGGCUCGCGGCCGUCUGGCGCAGGAGUGCGUGCAGGGCUUCGAGAUUGUCGGCAGGACGCCCAAUGGUUCCCGUGUGAUGGCCAUGGUACCGAACAGCGGCUGCUCCAACUUGGUGCUGGCGGACAAGGCCCUCACUUGGUCCAUCCCCGACGAGUGGACCUUCGAGGAGGCCGCCACUGUGCCCGUCGCUUAUGGUACCGUGUACUACGCCAUGGUGAUGGUAGGUCGUCUCAAGCGCGGCGAGUCUGUCCUCAUCCACGCCGGCUCGGGCGGUGUGGGCCAGGCCGCCAUUAACGUCGCUCUGUUCUACGGCUGCGAGGUCUUCACCACCGUCGGUACUCCCGAGAAGAGAGCCUUCCUGAAGAAACUCUUCCCGCAACUAAAAGACUCCCACAUCGGCAACUCCCGUGACACGUCAUUCGAGGACAUGAUCCGCCGCGAGACCAACGGCCAGGGUGUGGACAUCGUGCUCAACUCCCUCGCCGAUGAGAAGCUGCAGGCGUCUGUCCGCUGCCUGGCGUACCGCGGUCGGUUCCUGGAGAUCGGCAAGUUCGACAUCAGCAACAACACUCCCAUCGGCAUGUACUUCCUGCUCAAGGAGACUUCCUUCCACGGCAUCAUGUUGGACUACGUCUUCGAACAGAACUACGAGUUCAGAGCCACUCUGCAAGACCUGCUGCUCAGCGGCAUCGAGUCUGGCGCUAUCCGUCCACUGACAUACUGCACCUUCGAGAAGGAUGAGGUGGAGCAGGCCUUCAGAUACAUGGCCGCCGGCAAACACAUCGGAAAGGUCAUUAUCAAGAUCCGUGAGGAGGAAAAGACCCCAGUUUGUGGACAGCCAGAGCCUCUUAUCAUGAAGGUCCUGCCAAGAUACAUCUGCAACAAGGAUUUCGUGUACGUGAUCGUGGGCGGUCUGGGUGGUUUCGGUCUGGAGCUGGCGGACUGGCUCAUCCUGCGCGGCGCCCGCAAAGUGCUGCUCACCUCGCGCCGCGGUAUCUCCAACGGCUACCAGGCCUCCAGACUCAGGGCGUGGGCCGGCUACGGCGCCGACGUCCAGAUCUCCACUCACGACAUCACGUCAGAAUCCGGCUGCGAGGCCAUGCUCAAGAUGGCCAACGCCAUGGGCCCCGUCGAGGCGGUAUUCAACUUGGCGGUGGUCCUCAAGGACGCGCUGUUCCAGAACCUCACCCCGGAGCAGUUCAUUGCCUCCUUCGCGCCGAAAGCCAGGGCUACGAUGUACCUGGAUACCCUGACGCAGAAGAUGUGCCCCUCGCUCAAGGACUUCGUGGUGUUCUCGUCAGUGUCAUGUGGUCGCGGCAACUCCGGUCAGACCAACUACGGUCUGUCCAACUCCGUGAUGGAGAGGAUCUGCGAGGCGCGCAAGAAGCGAGGUCUGCCCGCGCUCGCCGUGCAGUGGGGAGCCAUUGGUGAUGUGGGCAUAGUAGCGGACAUGCAGGACGAGGACGUCCAACUGGAGAUCGGUGGUACGCUCCAGCAGCGCAUAUCUUCGUGUCUGUUGGCGCUGGACAAGUUCCUGAAGCAGGACGCCGUCAUCGUGUCCUCGCUAGUGGUUGCCGAGAAGAAGGCCGGUGGCUCCGGCUGCGGCAGCAUCGUCGAUGCUGUUGCGCAGAUCAUGGGUAUCAAGGAUCUAAAGACGGUAUCGCAGCAGGUGUCCCUCGCCGAGCUGGGUAUGGACAGUAUGAUGGCGGUGGAGAUCAAGCAGACGCUGGAGAGAGAGUUCGAGAUCUUCCUCACGGCACAGGACAUCAGGACGCUCAGUUUCGCCAGACUAGUGGAGCUGACCGCACAGAAGGAAGCCGCCGCGUCGCCCGCCGCCGCCGCCGCGUCCGCCGACAACAGCACCGCCGGCAUCCGCGUCAUGAUACGCAACUUCGGCGACGAGCAGAAGGCGAUGGAGCCCUUCGUCUACUUGCCCACCAUGGUCAGCGACGGCACAGAUAGCGACGUUACGGUUCACGAGGAUGAACGGAUAAUGUUCGUGAUCCCCGGUCUGGAGGGCACGGCGGCCGCCAUGGCGCCGCUGUGUCGCCGGCUCAAGGUCAAGGUGUGCGUGCUGCAGCUGGGUGUCGAGGUCAAGAACGACACCAUGGAAGCCAUGGUCGCCAGGCUCUACCAGACAAUCAAAUCCCGUCUCCUUCCUGGAGCCCCGUACAUCAUGCUGGGGUACAGUUUCGGUACUCUGCCCAUGAUGAAGCUCGCCAGUAUUUUGGAAAGCGAAGGUCACAGCGGGCAGCUGUUCUGCAUCGACGGCAGCCCGGAGUACAUCUACAACAUCCUCACCAACACCAUCGCGUUCAACACGGACGCCCACCUCCAGAACAGUCUCAUCUGCCACUGCAUCAACAUGGUGUCGCCAAAGAACGAGAUGAUCCCCGAAAUCGAGGCGAAACUAGAAAAACUCAACACAUUCGACGAGAAGAUCGACUUCGCCAUCUCCAACUCGCCCUGGCACCCCAACUACACCAACGCCUUCAUCGGCUGGAUGGCCAGGUGCGCCUUCGACCGUCUCAAGAUCGUCCUCAACCACAGCGACUCAGUCAUCUCCGAGAAGCUCAAGGCGCCCAUCACCCUGCUCCGGCCCAAGGAGAACUUGAGCGACUUCAUGGCGGAGGUCAAUUACGGCCUCGACAAGCUCACGGAGGCGGAAGUCAAAGUCCACUUCCUCGAGGGCAACCACUCCACCAUCGUCGAGAACAAGGACUGCGCCAACAUCAUCAACAGACAGGUCCUGGGACAGACGACCGAAGGCAAGGAGACCAACAAGAUCACAAGCAUGGUGGAAAAUGAGAGGCUGGUGAAGUAGAGAGAAGAUAGACGAGAAAAGAAGAGUUGAAAGCAUAAUAAUUAAUAUUCUAUCGAAGAGAAUAUUCCAAAUUGUAUUUAAUCUAAGUAAGUAUUUAUUUUACUCUGGGGUUUAAAAUAUAUUUAAUUAAGUAUACCUAAUCGUAAGCGUGUUCGUGUUUUAUUAAUUAAUGUUGUAGCUCCUAAGUUAAUUUAUGGAACUUUAAGGAUUUUUUAUUGUUUUUAAUUUAAUUUAGUUGUUAUCGUCAACAAAAAUUCCAGUACCAAAAAUAUUCAUUAAUUUGAGGUUAUAGUUGUAGACGUUUCGUUUGUUUGUGAUAAGUGAUAAGUGAAGUACAUAACUAAAGUAAUGUUUAAUUUUAAUAAACUGGGCUUAACUAUAAAUAUGGUCAUUAAAUUUUAUCACGUUUUUAAUAAAAAGUUAUUUACGAA